Molecule: messenger RNA, 2229 nt
Organism: Schistosoma turkestanicum
Lineage: Eukaryota; Metazoa; Platyhelminthes; Trematoda; Strigeidida; Schistosomatidae
Source: the annotation of a GenBank genome assembly
GGUCAACAUCAAUGAAUAAAGAUAACUUAUUAAAAACACUGCAACCACGUGAUGGAUCAAGAGUGAUCCUCCGUAAAUUCGCUAAAAAUAUUUGUAUCUGUAUGCAUCUGAACGGGACAGUCUACACAGAGCGUAUUAUUAACCAGACAUUAACCGAUAACUGUGAAUGGCACCUUAGAGCAUCAAGGCAUGGGAUAGGCUUUGAGCGUGAACUAACUGAAGACGAUAUCAUCAAUGAAUUCCCGAAACACAUCCUUUCUAAUCCAUCUAACAAUGCAAAAAUCUAUGAUGGAAGAUCUCCAACAUUAAGUGUAGUUGAUGAGAAAUCGCUUAUGUUAGCUUCCGGUUGGACUCAUCAGUUAUGGGAACCUGAAGCAACGUGGCAAGUUUAUGGAUUCCAGCCAAAAGGAUUAUUAGCUGUUAUUGAAGCACAAAAAAACUCUUCAAGUUACCAGCGAUUCGUUUCAAUCGAUAAAGACGUUUCUAACCAGUCAUAUGCAAACAACACCUUAACAACAUCUCCACCAUCCUCAAGUAAUACUGUAAAAGUAGGUUCACAGCAAGUGAUAGUUUUAGAAGCGCCAGCCUAUUACUUCAAUACACUCCAUCAUAAAGCAAAACUUAAGUAUUGUAGUAUACUGAAAAGCAAACUUGCGAAACUUGUACAAACGGAAUUACUUAUGAGUUUGCAAAUUUUAACUAAAUAUAGGCAGGCUUUUCAGAGUUUCAUGCUUCUUAUCCAUAAUCAUUCAAUGACUAAUCAUGAAUAUAAUAUUAAUAACGUAUCAUCAAAUACUGUAGCUGAAUUACUAGAUCAAUGGUUAAUGCUUUUGGAUUAUAAAUGGCGCCAAACAAUUAGACAUGUCUACAAAACAGAUUCAGUGUCCAAUUACCAAGUAGAUAAUUGUUCGUUGAGUUUCAAAUCAUCAUUUGAAAUGAACACUGUUGGUAAUGAUAGUGAUGAUAAAAUACUGGUUAAAUUUUAUGAAACACAACUGAAAACAAAAAUAUAUUAUGGUCUGUUUGAAAUUGUACAAGAUAUAGUCGAGUGGACUAGUGAGCAAAAACGUCAUUGGCUACAAAGUCCAAGAGUUAUAAAACUAUUCCAAUAUUUACAUAUUAAAUGCCCAUCAUCGAAAAAGUUGAGGCAAGCCUCAUUUAUAUUAAGACAAUAUCUACCAAAUUAUUCACCAGAAGUCAUUCAUUCCAAGAAUAAUUUUCAUUUUGGUCUUAUGGGUGAUUGGAAACCGGAAACAUUUAGAAAGUUUUUAGUACACGAUGUUAAAUUAGCCAACAAAGUAAUUGAUCGGGCUGUUUAUAUGAAAUUUGAGGAAUAUUAUUUUUGGCCGAUAUUACGACGUGUGAAUACGAAAACGAUUGUGGAACACUCGAUUUUAUUUGACAAUGAUGUACGAAACGAAAUCAGACAAAUGACUCCGAAUAGUAUCUGUUAUAAGCUAUUUAUGAGGAACUGGAAAUUUUAUAAAGAAAAUUAUUCACCUAAAUCGUGCUUACACUAAUAUCACUUCCUAUAUUUACAUAUCUUAAUGACAACGUGUCAAACUACUUUAUAGUAGUAUAUAUCUUUCCACUAAAGUUACAGAUUUUCAAUGAAUUAUUUGGUUGUUCAUUAUUAUCGCAAGCAUCAUAUCCAUGGUUUUUAACCAAUUUCAUACAUUUCAGUCAAUUCCUUUUUUAUUUAGAAACGAACUGCAAUGCAUUUAGAACAAUUAUCAUUUUUUUGUAUUCAGAACCAUUACUAUACGACUGGUACUAGGAUUACUGAUAUAAUGUUGGACGAGGACGUUUACAACUGAUACUUCAUCACAUGUACACAUUCUUUUGUAUAAUAAAACAUGUAUAUAUAUACAUAUAUAUUACACACAUACAUAUUCAAAUUAUACAAAUAUCUACAUAUAAUGUUGAUAUUUGAAAUGCUCUCAUUCACAAUUAUUCAGUAAAUAGUUGGAAAGUGAUACUUUCUCGAUACUAUGUUCGUGAUUAUAUUGUGAAACCAAAAAGAAAUAGGAAUAUAAACUGAGAAAUAUUGAAUAUUGAAACUUUUUCAUCUAACUGUUGUGUUUUUGUCUUAUUUGCCUUCAUUUUUAUACUACGAUUAUUAUGCCUUGAUUAUGUUUGUUGUACACAAUUAUGCGUUAUAUACACAUAUACAAAUACACAUUCUGAGAGACACAAACGAGUAAGUAUACUUAUAUUCAAUAUGUACAC